GUCAGAGAAUCCAAAUAGCCCUUUAACAUACCCAAUGAGCAAAUAAUUUAUCAAAUCCCCCUUUACUGCUUUUGAAAUGAUACUAUUUGGUUGUUAAUUUCUGUCUUGAUCAUGCUAAUGAAUCGACUUUGCUCAUCUUUUGUGACCCAAAGAAGAAUUCUGUAUUAUUUCAGCACAAAAUCUGCACUUAUUCCUUCAUCAUCUUCAUCUCUGGAUCUUCGAACUAUUUCCAACUCAAAACCCAUCUUAAACCCUCUUUAUUCCUUCCUUCCAGAUACUCAAAAUCCUAAUAAUUUAGUCAAUUUUAUUUGUUCAGCUCUUAAAGAACCCAAUUUACAAACAACCCUUUUGUCUAAUCACUGCCAACAUCUCAUUCCUUACUUGGGUACCAAAGAGAUUUCUAGGGUUUUGCUUAGAUGUCAAAGCGAGUCUCAAUCUGGUCUUAUUUUCUUCAAUUGGGUGAGGUAUGAUCUGGGAAUCACCCCAAGUUCUCAUAAUUACUGUAUUCUUAUUCAUUUAUUGGUUUGGUCUAGAAAAUUUGUUCAAGGCAUGAAAAUUUUGUGUGAAUUAAUCCAAUUAGAGUCAAGUAAUAGUGAAGAGAUUGAUGUUUUACAGGGUUUAGUUUCUUGUUCUGAGGAAUGUAAUUGGGACCCAGUUGUGUUUGAUAUGCUUAUAAAAGCUUAUGUGAAAGAUGGUUUGAUUAAGGAAGGUUAUAGGGCUUUUAGGAAAAUGGUUAAAUUGGGUUUUGUGCCUCAUGUUUUGGCUUUCAAUUGCUUGUUGAAUGGACUAUUGAAGGUGAACUAUGUUGAUAAAUGUUGGGAAUUAUAUAAAGAGAUGUGGAGAAUUGGCAUUAACCCGAAUACAUGUACAUUUAAUAUUUUUACUAAUGUGUUGUGUAAGGAUCAUAAUGUAGUGAAGGUGAAUGAAUUCAUGGAGAAAAUGGAGGAAGAAGGAUUUGUGCCUGACCUUGUGACAUAUAAUACUCUAAUUGGAAGUUAUUGUAGAAAUUAUGGGUUAGAUGACGCUUUUUAUCUGUAUAAAAUUAUGUAUAGGAGGGGUGUAGUUCCUGAUUUAGUCACAUAUACAUCAUUAAUGAAUGGACUUUGUAAGGUUGGAAAGUUGAAGGAAGCUCAUCAGGUUUUUCAUAGAAUGAUUGAAAGAGGAUUGACUCCAGAUAUUGUAUCAUAUAACUCCCUUAUCCAUGGUUAUUGUAAAGAGGGUAGGAUGAAAAAAUCUAGGCUCUUAGUUCACGAGAUGAUUGGAAAGAGCAUUAUCCCGGAUAAUUUCACAUGUAAAAUUCUUUUAGAAGGAUAUGCGAAGACACGCAGUUGGCAUUCUUGUUUAAAUAUGGUUUUGGAGCUUAAAAGGUUUGGAGUUGUAAUUACUUAUGAUAUAUACAAGUAUCUAGUUGUUUCUUUGUGUCAAGAUAAUCACCCUUUUGCAGCUGUUAAACUUGUAAAUAGAAUGUUGGAAGAUGGUUACGAGACAGACGAGCAUAUAUAUGAUAACUUGAUGAAAUCAUUCUGUGAUAAUGAUCACCUAGAAGAAGCAUUGCUAUGUAAAAGUAAGAUGCUAGAAAGGAAUAUAAAACCAUGUUUAGGCAUAUAUCAAAAUCUUAUAAGAUGCUUGUGUAGGUCAGGAAGAUGUUUGGAGGCAGAAGUUCUAAUACAAGAAAUGACUCUAUAUGAUCUUAAACCCGAUUAUGCGAUCUGUAGAGCUUUGGUAUUCGGGUAUUGCGAAGCUAAAAAUGUUGACAAAGUAGAGUCCUUGUUGUAUUCACUUGCUAUGAAGUAUCACUUUUAUGAUACUCAUAGUUAUAAUCAGCUGCUUAAGAUCAGGAGUGAGCAAAGUAGUGCUACUGAAUUGAUGGAAUUACAGGAUAAGAUGCUGAAAUUGGGAUUUGUACCUAAUGGUUUGACUUACAAAUAUGUUAUUCAGGGAUUGCAGAAUGCAGUUAUUAAGGAUAAGGACAAGGACAUUUUACUCGUUUGUUAGAAAUGAUGGAAUUAGGAGUUGUUGAUGCUUAUAUGUUCACUCUCUUAUUGUUCUUGAUGGGGUUUUGCUGAUCUCGAAGAACAAUGAUUUUGCUGCUGAUGAUGUUUCUUUUUCGACAAUUUCCGAAAUUCCGACACCUGAGACUUGGGAGUUCUUAUGUUGAUAAUUUGCGGAUGGAAAGAAGGGCGUUCACACACCAUCCCCUCACCUUCAAGGAAGGGUGGCAAGUGUCUGCACGUCAGAUUCGACCCAACCGGUUGAGCUCGAACUAUUAUUUAAAAAAAAAAUUCAAAAUAUGGGUGGCCAAGUCUGCCUAGCCGAUGAGUAAAACGAGUUUGUGGAUAGAUUUUUAUCGGCAAAUUCGGUUUGCUACCUGUUCGAACCCGCCCAUGGGACAUGUUUACCUCAAGAUUCCGGUUCAAAGUGUAUAGCAUGUUCAAAGUGAAAAUUCUGGAGUUAAAAAAUUGGUAUUUCAGUUACUGCCCAUACAUUGUCCUAUGCGAAAUUACGUCUAUAAUCCAGAGAAGUAAAAAAAAAAAUUUACCUUUCAUUUUUAAUAGUUGCUAGAGUCACUAUAAUUAGUAAUUACUGUUUAUUAAUUAAUCUUAUUUGAUAUAUAUUUCUCUACAUAUUAUGUAAAACAUUGUCAAGAUUUUUGUUAAAUUUGUCUUAAUAUAUAUUUUCAUAG
Amaranthus tricolor (Joseph's coat) is the source of this 2683-nucleotide messenger RNA. RefSeq names its product pentatricopeptide repeat-containing protein At5g40400. Gene Ontology annotation, molecular function: protein binding. The transcript has 3 exons. The record is from RefSeq and is a predicted model, not a curated record. Bases 112 to 1995 code for a protein of 627 amino acids. NCBI's taxonomy places the organism in Eukaryota, Viridiplantae, Streptophyta, Magnoliopsida, Caryophyllales, Amaranthaceae.